This is a messenger RNA of Aspergillus steynii IBT 23096, 1598 nucleotides long. RefSeq names its product FAD-binding oxidoreductase. Lineage: Eukaryota; Fungi; Ascomycota; Eurotiomycetes; Eurotiales; Aspergillaceae. Gene Ontology annotation, molecular function: FAD binding. Bases 39 to 1550 code for a protein of 503 amino acids. The transcript is spliced from 7 exons. The record is from RefSeq and is a predicted model, not a curated record.
CCUCACUCAUCUGAACUGCUCCCCUUUCUUCUCACACCAUGGCUCCAACUCUCUUCGGGCUCAAGCCCAUUGCUUUCUACUUGCUGUUCUACAUUGCUUCCUUUGUUCUUCUUGCUCCCUUUGCCACUGCUGAUAUCUGUUCCAAGCUCGAGGCCCUGAAUAUCACUGUUGAGAAGCGCAUCACGGCUAACUAUGACUCCACCCUCAAGAACUACUGGUCUGCGGCCUGCGGUGAUCUUCGUCCGCUCUGCGUGGUGACUCCCGGUAGCGCGCUCGAGAUGUCUCAUGUCGUCAAAGAGCUUCAGGACACUGACGAUCUGUUUGCUGUUAAAUCGGGCGGUCACAAUGCGAACGAGGGCUUUUCAAGCAUCAAAGAUGGGCUUCUGAUUUCUACCAAGAAGCUGAAUAAGGUGAUUUACAAUCCAGAUGAUAAAACGGCUACCAUUGGACCUGGUCUUGCUUGGGAAGACGCGCAGAAGGGACUCGCGGGGACGGGCAGAGCUCUUGUGGGCGCCAGGAUGGGAGGCGUGGGAGUUGGAGGGUGCAUGCUUGGUGGUGGUUGGAGCUUCUUGAGCGACCAGUAUGGCUUUGCCGCCAACAAUGUGGUCAAUUUCGAAGUGGUCCUGGCGAACGGAACCAUCGUGAAUGCCAACAAGGACAAGAAUUCUGAUCUCUUCGGUGCUCUCAAAGGCGGCGGCAGCAACUACGGCAUCGUCACCUCCUUCAAGCUGCAAACGCACCCCCAGAACCACAAGGUCUGGGGCGGAACAUGGACGUUCCCCAGCCACGAGAAAACUCCCGAGAUUCUCAAAGCCAUUCGCGAUUUCGCUGAGCACAACCCGGACGACAAGGCCGCCAUGAUCCCCACCACUGCGUAUUCGGCUACGGUCAAAUCCUGGACCUUCUUCGUCUUCUACGAUGGGCCCCAGCCAUCCAAGGGCGUUUUUGAUAACUUCACGUCCCUCAAGCCCCAGGACAGCACCAAGACAUGGGAUUCGUAUCACGAUCUGUUGAAAUUUAUGGACAUUGGAAUCCUCAGGAAUCAACGCUACACAAUCUCCACCGAAACGCUUCCGGUGCCCAACGCCGCCGCCGGCGCAAAGGUCCUGUCGAUGAUUCAGAAGCACUGGUUCAACAUCACUGACUCUGUCAUCGACGUGCCGGGCGUCAUCGGGUCUCUGGCCCUUCAGCCCUUGUCUCGAAAGGUCGCCCAAAAAGCCAAGGAGCGCGGAGGUGACCUCUACAACUUCCCCACCGACCAAGACUACUUCAUCAUGGGCCUUGACUUCUCAUACUGGAACGCCACCGACGACAAGAGGAUCAAAGAGGCAGAUGAGGCCCUCCUUCGCGGCUACGAGGAGAUCAUUGACGACUUCGUUGACGACAAGCUCCUUCCCGACGUGUAUCGGCCGUUGUUCCUGAGCCAGGCGAGGGGCGACCAGGAUUACUGGGGCCGACUGAAGUCUAAGUCUACCGAGCACGCGAACGCAGUGCGAGAGAGGUACGAUCCGGAUGAUUUCUUCCAGCGACGCGCGAGCGGUGGGUUUUAGUUUUAGGUCGAUCUGGGCGCAAUGUCUGGAUUUUCGAUCUUAUCCUAU